AUGUUAUUGAGAAAACUACUAGGUGCAUCAUUUUUCUCUUUAAAGUGGUCUCGUGAUAGAGUAGUUGCGACAUUUAGUUAUCUCGGGUUCGUUUCCUUUAAUGUUUGGUACUUUUUGUAUUUCUGGUCAAUGUAUAACGUUUUCAUUGGUGAUCAAACGAUCCUUCGAAUUCUAUUUGAAACUAAAAUAAGGCAGUACGGGGAUUUGGUGGAAAAUAUUGUGAUAACUGCCUACGUCGUAUACACAAUGUGGAAAAUUUCAUAUGACUUAAGCGGAUCGACUGAACAUAUCCAGCAGAUUAUGGAGAUCGACGCUGAGAUCGAGAAAUUGGGUGAAAAGAUAGAUUAUUCUAAAAGUGCGACCGUAUCUUUAUUCGUUCUGAUUUCGCAUUUUGUCGUCUGCUUCAUACGUGUACUCGUUGUAUGCAUUUCCAUGGGCAACAGAAAGGCGUCUCUUCAUUACAGUAAACUAUUCCAAAUAACAUUUUCCGAUUCCCUAUCUUUUACAGUGACAAAUUAUUUUUGUACGUAUCUCUACGCGCUACGGGAUAGAUAUAAAAGAAUUAACCAGGUCCUUAUGGGUUUAGGAACGCGUACGGAUAAAAAUCUGUUCGUUCGAAAUAAAAACCUAAUAAAUGUGUAUAGAAUGGAAGAUAGAUAUGUUUGUAAGAAGAUAAAUGCUUGUGGGAAAGUAUACAGUAUGCUGUUUAAGGCGUCUGAAACUGCGAAUGACAAAUUCGGUUUUGCAUUGCUCCUGACUAUGUUUGUGUGGUUGAUAAUGACUGUAUUAUAUCUUUACUAUUUUAUGGAAGCCACCGCUGCCGGACUGUUUCACGACGUUCAAAGAUACAUUUACUUUUUAGUUUAUGUGUCUUGGCAGAUUAUUUUCGCUGUAGCCAUUAUAUCAUCUGCUAUAUAUUUUUGUGAAAAUAUUGUGAAGGAGGCUAAACUUACAUCAUAUUUGGUACAUACAGUCAUCAGCGACACUUGGGAUAUAUCUGUAAAGGAGGAGGCUUUACGUCUGUCGAUUCAAAUUGUUCAUCAAAUGCCUAAAUUCACAGCACGGGGUCUGUUUAUCGUGGAGUAUGAACUUUUAUUAGAGGGAGCCCGCUCUGUUUUGACCUUUCUUGUGAUAUUACUACAAUUCGUUACUCGUUAG
Messenger RNA from Pieris brassicae (large cabbage white), 1158 nucleotides. Its product is annotated as putative gustatory receptor 28b. Lineage: Eukaryota; Metazoa; Arthropoda; Insecta; Lepidoptera; Pieridae. The coding region runs from base 1 to 1158 and encodes 385 amino acids. Gene Ontology annotation, cellular component: axon; membrane; neuronal cell body. The record is from RefSeq and is a predicted model, not a curated record. Gene Ontology annotation, biological process: sensory perception of taste. The transcript has 4 exons.